AUGGCCAUGAGUCAAUCACCUCAACUAUCCCCAGUUAUGGGCGCCUCCCACAGAGUCGAUCGACACCACUCCAAUAGCCCUCCUCAGCAACAACUCUCUAAAAGAGACAAGAAGCGGACUCUACUCGCAGAUCGCCUGGCCGAGAUAACCUCUCAGUUCUCUUCGAAUCGAGAUGCACACUACCGCGAGCAGCUCCAAGCCCUCCAAAUCGACAUGAACCUGAUUAUGGACGCCGACGCGCAUGGCAAUAGUCCCCUCCCGAGCAUGCCAUAUCAAAUUGAAGGCUUAGUUCAAGAUAACAUAAAGAGGACUAUGAUGAAGUCGAUUGGGCCGAAUCCUCCUCCUAGAGCUGGCAAGGUUUAUAUGGAUUUUGCGAGGGAGGUCAAUGAUGCUAUGGAGGAGAGAGAUACUGCUUUGACUUUACACGACAGAGACUUCAAUGUUAAAUUGAGUGAGCUCAAAGCAGAGCAUGCUUAUAGACUGAAGCUUGCCGCCUCCGAACACAAAGCCCUUUCCACCACCUUGCGCGAUCGAUUGAUCAAUAGCGUCACGAAUAAGAAGAAUCGACUAUCAAGAGAUAAGGAAACAAUGGAAAUUGGCGAGAGCAAUGCGCUGCUGUUACAUCCAAGUCAAUUCGGAAUCGCGAAUCCCGCCAGCCCAGGUGGAAUUCACGGCAAGCGAGCUACAAGACAUCGCCGAGAGGCAGACGAACUACCAACCUUCAGCGAGGGCAGCAAGCGAAAGCGCAAAGCUGUAGAGAGUGACGAAUCUCCAGCUCCGACACGGCCGCGAAUGGAUAACGGCAGCAGUACCCCUCUUUGGUUCGCCGAGAAGCAAAACCUCACAACCCAACAAGUCGACUCGCCCCUCUACAGCAUCGACAAGCUCUUCACCGACAAAGAGCUAGCAAUGACCUACAACGUCGCCGCUCUCGCCGCACACACACACAUGCAACGACACCCCCCAUUCUCUGAUGUCACAGACUCCCCACCCAAUGGCAAAUCCGAAGACAGCUCCGAGCACGGCGCGCUGGACCCAGAUAACGAAGAUGACGACUCUCUCCCUGGUGGCACGUCCAUGGAACGGCAGUACUCACAUGCCACUCGAAGUACACGCGGAGCUGCACUCCCAAAUUACAGUACAGGCCUUGGUAUCGACGCUCUAGACGACCUCAACUUCCCCGGCAACUUCCAAGCCAUAACCCGCCAGAUCCCCAAGAUGCCUAACAUCCUCGCUAUAACCACACAAAAAGUGCUCGGGAAAGGUGAAGCUUCUAAUGCACCCGCGGCACUGAGUGCCGAUGACGCAGCAGCUGAACUCGAUAUGAUAAGACGAGCGCGCGCUUACAAUGAUGCGAAAGGCCUGGGCAGCAAUCUCGAUAUCGAUGGUGGGGGGCACGAGCUGCUGCAGAAUGUGACGGAGCCUAGGACGUAUAAAUAUUGGCUUAAAGCCGAUGCUGUUGCGAGGCACGAUCAUGACGAUAUGGAGGGUGGUGGGGAGAUGAUGGACAAGCAGCGGAGCCGAGAUACAAGUGAGAUGCAUAUGGGAGGCGUGAGUAUGAGUCGUGUACCGACGGGGGAUGGGACUACUAGUAGUCGAGGGAGGAGGAUCAAGCCUAUUGGGAAGGAGGGGUGA
Lachnellula hyalina is the source of this 1635-nucleotide messenger RNA. RefSeq lists its product as uncharacterized. The transcript has 2 exons. Lineage: Eukaryota; Fungi; Ascomycota; Leotiomycetes; Helotiales; Lachnaceae. Gene Ontology annotation, cellular component: Sin3-type complex. Bases 1 to 1635 code for a protein of 544 amino acids. Gene Ontology annotation, biological process: negative regulation of transcription by RNA polymerase II. The record is from RefSeq and is a predicted model, not a curated record. Gene Ontology annotation, molecular function: histone deacetylase binding.